Molecule: messenger RNA, 1920 nt
Organism: Kickxella alabastrina
Lineage: Eukaryota; Fungi; Kickxellomycota; Kickxellomycetes; Kickxellales; Kickxellaceae
Product: CDC45-like protein-domain-containing protein
Exons: 3
Coding region: 1-1920 (639 amino acids)
Biological process (GO): mitotic DNA replication preinitiation complex assembly; double-strand break repair via break-induced replication; DNA replication initiation
Cellular component (GO): DNA replication preinitiation complex
Molecular function (GO): single-stranded DNA binding; chromatin binding; DNA replication origin binding
Source: RefSeq, a predicted model, not a curated record
AUGGUCUACGUGCCCAGCUCAAAGUACGAGGACGCGUACCAGCGGAUAGUCGCCGGGGCGUCGCACAGCAGCGGCACCUCGGUGGUGAUAUUCGCAAGCACAGCCGACGGCGACACGCUCUGCGGGCUGCGCAUUCUCACAGGCCUUCUAAAGCGCGACGCCAUCGGACACAAGAUCGUACCCAUCAGUAGCUACGCCGACAUUGUGCAGAUGAACGCCAAGCUGGUCGCAGCCAACGCGCAGAUCCGUACGCUGGUCUUCCUCAACUGCGGAGCCACCGUGGAUAUCCAAGACUACGUGACCUUGCGCGACUCGCUGACUGUUGUUAUUGUCGACAGCCAUCGGCCCUUCAACCUGUACAACGUCUAUUGGAACGACCAGGUGCAAUGUCUGGACGACGGCGAGGUCGAGGAGAGCAUGGCUGAGAUGCAGAAGGCCUUUGAGGAGAUUGAGUUUGGCGACGACGACGGCGACGGCGAGGAUGACAGUGAGGGCGGCGAUGGGGGCGGCAGCGGCAGCGACGGCGAGAGCCCCGGGCGGCGACGCCGGCUCAACAGCGCCAGCGACAGGGACAGCGCCAGCGACGGCGACGACAGUGCGCAGCCACAGCCACGGCGACGGAACCCACGGCCGAGCACCGACCCAGACGAGUUCAUCCGCCUUCAGCGGCUGCGCGCGGAGCGGCGACAGGCGCGCAGCGCGCACCAGCAGCGGAUCCAGGCGUACUACGCACAGGGCGCGUACCACGGCCAGGCAUGCGCCGUCAGCAUGCAGCGGCUGGCGGAGCAGCUCGGCCACCCGGCGUCGCUCGACUCCGUAUGGUGCGCCAUCACCGGCGCCGCCACCCAGCACCUGCUGCAGCACGCGGACGGUGCCGCACACGCGCUGACCACUGCGCGGCUGCGCGAUCUUGUGCGCCGCGUCAGCGGCCCGGCAGCCCCCGGCGGCGCGGCCGACGCGACGCCCAAGGCGUUCACGCCGCAGCUUGAGCUGCCGCACGCUGACGACGACGAGGGCUAUGCGCGGGCACGCAGCGGAGCCGGCUCGGCAGCGGAGGCCGGGCUUCUGCGCCAUGCGGUUCAGCCCAUACGUGGCGACGCGGCUCGGCACAUGGUCGAGCCGCGGUCGCGCGCGCCUCGACCUGCUCCUGGCCAAGCUGGGCCUAUCCAAGGCCGAGGCGCGCGCGCCGUUCCAGCAUCUGGCGCCGGAGCUCAAGCUGCAGCUGCACCGGCGAUGGCCGAGAUCGGCGCCGACUACGCGAUGGCCGACGCCGUGGCACCCGGCUUUGUGCGCGACUACGGGUGGCGCAAGCCCAGCGUGUCGGGCACCGACAUGGCACUGGCGCUGCUCGCGCUGCUGCAGGACGACGGGUUCUACGCCGCCUACGAUGCGCUGGCGGACAUUGAUGCGCUGCGCCGCGGGCUGCUGCUGGCGCAGGCAGUGCAGAUGCGCGUGGUUGCCUUGGGGCUUGGGAUGCUCGAGCGCCAGGCGGUCAAGGCGCUGAGGGCCUUCCGCUUGGCUGUGGUCGCUGAGGCCGAUGCCGCGCACCUUAGCCCGCCGGUAUUGCGCCAGCUGGCGUUGUUUUUGAUGCACACGCUGCGCGAGCAGCACUUGGGUGCGGAGAGCACUGCAAGGAAGCGCGCUGCACGGCUGCCAUUUGUCAUUGCCGCGCCGGUGUCUGCCGAGCUGCCAGACAGAAUGCUUGUGCUGGGCAUCACGGCGCCCGAUUACGCCCGCGCAAUUCGCUGGCAGGCGCAGCCAAGUAUGGGGCUGGAUCAGGCGGAUCAGGCGGGUCGGCUGGGUCGGCUUGGGCGGGACUUGGGCGCCGAUGUGAGGCAGGGAUUCUUUGACAGCUCGGUGCUGGAGAUCGCCCGGUCCGAUAUGAGCGUCUUUGUAGACAAGCUUCGAAAGCACUUGUAA